GUUUGUCGCAGGUGUUUCUGUUUUCAUCACCUGGAUGGUGAAGCUGCACUUUAACAGGACCAGAAGUUGGUUUGUUGUAGUUUUCCGCUGUGAAAGUCGAUCCACGGCGUCAUUAAAGUUUCAGAGAGCGAGUCUCGCUCGAGUGGGUCAGAAGAACAGCAGAGCAGGGGAACCAACUGGGCCCACUGGGAACCAACUGGGAACAAACUGGGCCCACUGGGAACCAACUGUUCACAGAACCAGAACCCCGAAGGCAGGACUCAAUAUUGGUUCUGCAAAUUAUGAAUAUUUUGCUGGUUUUAAAGCACAAAUGAAGGUGGAUUUUACCACAAUGUGUUUGAAGCCAUAAUUAUUUUAAUGUAGAAAAUCCAAAUCCUGCAGAUCUUCUAACCGCUGAGGAUCCUGUCAGUAAAAACAAACAAGAUGCAACUUUGAUCACUGAGCUAGAAAACAACUGAGGAGGAAGAGAAGAAGAAGAAGAAACAGGAACACCUGGACUAGAUUUGUUGCAAAAUAUUUUCUGAAUUGAUUCAGAAACAGACACAAGCAAUAACCUUUGACCCGUAUUGACUAAAAUUAUACAGAACAAACAGCAAAUAAGUUUCAUAUUAUUGUAAAAUAAUGAAUGAAAACCCAGCAGGUCCACAGGAACCGCAGCAGGAUGUUAAAUCAGAGGCUGAAGGACCAAACAGACCUGAAAUAAAAGUGAAAUCAUCUCAGCAAGGAGAGAUAAGAGUUGGAAACACUUCUAGGCUUUUGCUGUGCUGAACUGGAACCAGUUCAGGAAUGUGGUACCAGUGUUAAUGGAAACCAGCAGAACCGCUCCGUUCCAGCAACCUCCAUCUGAAAUCCAUCUGAGCGUUUAGUGAAUUUCUCCAGAUUUACCACAACAUGUCGUUUUGUGUCUUCAUAGCUUCUCUCCUCUUCCUCUGGGUUCUGGUUCUGGUGCGGUCCGGGUGAGACUGGAGCGAUGGCAGGCAGGCUGUGAAGCUCGUUAACAUCAGCAGGUGAUCAGCAGGUGGAGCGAUGGCAGCGUGGCUGGGUCGGCUGUCGCCGGGCGAGGCCUGGUUCGCCAUGAGCUCCCGCCUGCUGAGGACCAAACCCGUGGGCUCCAUGGCCCACGGCGCCGACGACCUCACCGAGCUGCCGGAGGGCGCCGCCGCGGGGCUGGCCAAGGUCCUCACCACCCUGGACCUGGUGUCGCUGGGCGUGGGCAGCUGCGUGGGCACCGGGAUGUACGUGGUGGCCGGGCUGGUCGCCAAGGCGAUGGCCGGGCCAGGGGUCAUCCUGUCCUUCAUCAUUGCGGCGCUGGCCUCCAUACUGUCAGGAGUUUGCUACGCAGAGUUCGGAGUCCGGGUCCCUAAAACCACGGGCUCGGCGUACACCUACAGCUACGUGACGGUCGGCGAGUUUGUGGCGUUUUUCAUCGGCUGGAAUCUGAUCCUGGAGUAUCUGAUCGGCACGGCGGCCGGGGCGUCGGCUCUCAGCAGCAUGUUCGACUCGCUGGCCAAUCACAGCAUCAGUAACUACAUGAUAACACACCUGGGCACGCUCAGAGGACUGGGUAAAGGUGAGGACACGUAUCCCGACCUGCUGGCCCUGUUCAUCGCCCUGCUGGUCACAGUGAUCAUCGCCCUCGGUGUGAAAAACUCUGUGGGCUUCAAUAACGUCCUAAACGUCGUCAACGUCGUUGUCUGGGCCUUCAUGAUCAUCGCCGGGCUCUUCUUCCUGUCAGCUAGCAACUGGGAGGGCGGCAGGUUCCUGCCGUACGGCUGGUCCGGGGUCAUGAAAGGUGCAGCUACGUGUUUCUACGCCUUCAUUGGGUUUGACAUCAUCGCAACAACUGGAGAGGAGGCGAAAAAUGCCAACACAUCCAUCCCUUACGCCAUCACCGCCUCGCUGGUCACCUGCCUCACCGCCUACGUCUCGGUGAGCGUGAUCCUCACUCUUAUGGUUCCCUAUAACCUGAUCGAUGGCUCUGCUCCACUCAUGGAGAUGUUUGCUGUUCACGGCUUCAUAUGGGGAAAAUACACCGUGGCUGUUGGCUCCAUAGCUGGACUCACAGUCUCACUGCUGGGCUCCUUGUUCCCGAUGCCAAGGGUCAUCUAUGCCAUGGCCCGCGAUGGUCUGUUGUUCAGGUUCCUGACGCAUGUCUCAGCUCUCACACACACUCCAGCGGUGGCGUGUGUGGUGUCGGGAAGCUUCGCGGCCGUUCUGGCUCUCCUGGUGAGCCUCCAGGACCUGAUCGAGAUGAUGUCCAUUGGCACUUUGCUGGCUUACACUCUGGUUAGUGUGUGUGUGCUGCUGCUUCGCUACCAGCCCGACAAAGAGACAGACACACACCAGUUUAUCUCAGAGGAAGACGUGGACAACAUCAAGGACGUUGGAGAUGAACCUACCAAAGACGACCACAUCAUGAUGGAAGGCUCCAACCGUGACGGAUCCUCCUACCACGCUGGUGGGACUGAAGGCGAAUCAGAUGACUCGCAUUUUCACACCGGACCUCCCUCUCUGUUGAAAAGACUUCUGGGCGGCCAUUACUACACCCUGCGACUCCGGCUGGGAAUCCCCGACUCAACGGCACGCCCAACCCCGGCCUCCGGCCAGAUCGUGACCAGAUGCACCCUGUCCCUCUUCUUCAUGUCCUUCCUCUUCUGGUCCACCGUCAUAUUUGGUGUGGAGCAGGGUUCAGGCGCCGCAGCGGUGUUUUCCGGCCUGAUGGCGACUCUGAUGCUGGGAUCACUGGCGAAGCUCCUGAUGCUCAUCAUACAGCAGCCGGAGAGCAAGCAGAGGCUGCCCUACAUGGCGCCGUGUGUUCCCUUCGUUCCUGCAGCGGCCAUUUUGGUUAACAGUUACCUCAUGCUAAAACUGUCCUCUCUCACCUGGGCCAGGUUCACUAUCUGGUGUCUGAUAGGCCUGCUGAUCUAUGGCUGCUACGGCGUUUGGCACAGCACCUUGGAGCUGGAUGCCCGCGAGCAGCAGGCCCACGCCAGCUCCUACCGUCGCUACGACGACAACCUGGAUGACACCUUCUCCCCUGACGACGACCUUUACCCCCAGGAGCAGGACGAGAGGCCCUACCAGGGCUGGUCCGCCCCGGAGGAGAGCCGGCACCGCCACCAGAACCAGGGCCAGGAGGAGGAGCCAUAUGAGAGCCAGGGAGAGGAUGACGGGGACCAGCAGGGGUACCAGUCUGGAGCCGGAGUCCAGAACCCGACCAGAGGCAGCAGGUCCAGAGGACGGACCAACUUUGGGUUUGAUGAUGAAGAUGACUGAAUUGAGGACUGAAACUGUUAUAAAAAUGUUGUAUAUCAAAUAUGACUGUAAAGAAAUUUAAUUAGUAAUUUUACACCUUGAAAUUAGGUCUCUGUCUCUUUAAAAUCUCCUGCUCUUUCUGAAACUCCGCCUCCAGGAAGUCAUCCCAACAUAGCUCCUCUAUUAACCCUUUAACAACGUUUUCACCUGCGCUGCUCUGAGCAGUAAUGCGCAGCUCCACCAGAUGUUUGCUAAUUGCUGCUGGCUAGUCUGAAGGAGCUCAGGGGGAGGAGCUGCGCCUCAAAGGCAGGGCAAAGUCCAGGCUUCUUGCAGCUGAAUGGUUGCCAUGGAGAUUGAAGUAUUUCUCAAACACACAAGAAUCAAGAAGAUUUUAGAUGAUGCUGCCCCUUUACUGAUGAUCCUUUGCAGAUCAAUCAGUCAUUUUAGAAGUUUUAUUCAAACCAAGGCAGCCAUCUUUUGGUUUGCUCCAUGUUGACGGACAUGACGGGCUCAAACUGAGCCUCUGAGACCACCAACAGUCUGGUUUAAAGAAGAAUCAUCAUCGUCUUUCAGCAGAAACAUCCUGACAGCAAACCACUCAGUGUCUUCAUGGUUUCUGGUUUACAGUUUGUAGAAACUGAACCAGAGGGGAAACUCUGACUGCUGACUAAAGUUCUUAUGAGAGACUAAAAUCUGACAGUAUUUGUCUUUCUUUGUGUGAAUAAUCAGUUCAGGUGUGGACUGCUUCACCCAGCUCUAAUUUAUUUAUAAUUUUCUUUAUUUAACUGCAUCUCGGUCAGAAGAAGAUUGUGUUCUUGGUUGAUGUUUGGUUUAUUUACGGUAUGAUUGGUUUUGUUGUUUGUGUUUUUUCCUUUAACCUUCCUCUGUGUUUUGAUUGACGGGUUCUUACUGGUUCUGUUUCUGCUGGAGGUUUCCUGUUGAAAGGUGUUGUUUCUUUCCACUGUCGCCACAUGCUUGCUCAGGAGACAGGAUUACUGCUAACAGCGGGUCCUCGCUUAGACGCCUUUCUAAUGAUUUGAAUUAAAUGAUCAACUUACUUUGAUUGUCUUGCAGAAGUUUUCACACAGCUUGAAGUUCAAAUUAAUUUUCAUAAUUUCAAGUUGCGUAAUUUGAUGUUCAGUGGAAAUGCAGCUUCUGUUGCUUUGCAGAAAUCGGAACCAGUCUAUAAUCUAUUGAUAAUCGAUGGAUUAAUGAUGGAUCAUCAUAAAGACCUGAGCAACGAUUCCAG
Messenger RNA from Xiphophorus hellerii (green swordtail), 4504 nucleotides. It is a transcript of the gene slc7a14b, whose product is annotated as solute carrier family 7 member 14b. The record is from RefSeq and is a predicted model, not a curated record. Bases 1027 to 3276 code for a protein of 749 amino acids. Gene Ontology annotation, molecular function: amino acid transmembrane transporter activity. Gene Ontology annotation, cellular component: plasma membrane. Lineage: Eukaryota; Metazoa; Chordata; Actinopteri; Cyprinodontiformes; Poeciliidae. The transcript is spliced from 7 exons. Gene Ontology annotation, biological process: amino acid transport; transmembrane transport.